Molecule: messenger RNA, 2868 nt
Organism: Fusarium verticillioides 7600
Lineage: Eukaryota; Fungi; Ascomycota; Sordariomycetes; Hypocreales; Nectriaceae
Product: protein PNG1
Exons: 2
Coding region: 842-2194 (450 amino acids)
Biological process (GO): protein quality control for misfolded or incompletely synthesized proteins; protein deglycosylation; glycoprotein catabolic process
Cellular component (GO): cytosol; nucleus
Molecular function (GO): peptide-N4-(N-acetyl-beta-glucosaminyl)asparagine amidase activity
Source: RefSeq, a predicted model, not a curated record
CACAGAUCAAUCAAUUCCGCCAUUUUAUAAGGCUCAGUGGGCGUUUUCUCAGUUCCCCAGUUCCCUGAGCACUCACUUGAACAAGAGUACGAGGCCGCUGUACCAGUACAUGCCCCUGCGCCCAGCAGCCCCCACCUCGAGCAACAGUCGACUCCCUCAUUGGCCUGGUGCUCGCUGCUGACGCGUAAACUGCCAUCGUAGGCUCUGGCCCAGAGUGGGCAAGAGUGAACGAGACGCACACCCUCCCGAGACACCCCGUCCCUUUCCCUUUAUUCCCCUGGUCCACCCAUCGAUUCUCAUCGCCGCCUGCUCCUGCCUCUCCUCUUUUGUGCUGUCUGUCUCUCUUACCUGCCUGCAGUGGUCAGCCAUUCGCGAGCCGUCAACUCCUCUCCUUUAACCCUUCACUCUCGGCGACGACGAACAAAAGAAGCGAGUCAGCUUGUUUCUACGACGAAAGAGUGUUCGACGAUACUCCCGACGAUUGAGAAAAAGGAAAACAAACGAUUCUGGCUACAUUAGUCAUCAGCUGGUCAGAGCAAGCGACAACUCCCGCGGCAACAGUCAGUUGGUCAUUCUCAGGACCAAAAGGAUUCAUCUGGACAACGCGUGUACCGUGGCAAUCAGGCCUACCAUCACGCACCUCUCGUUGCUGACGACGACAAUUUACGAUCAAUAUUACGACGACAUAUCUCCGAGGUUUCUUGGGCCUCGUAAAUAGCAACAAUUGAGCCAUCAACUACCUAGCCCGAUCACGUAUCCGGGCAACGACAUAUACUGAAAUAUCUAUUCUCAGCAUCUUCAUCCACGAACUAUCAACUUACAAAACAACAUAUUAGCAAUUAUGGCGGGCCAACGUACGCCUGCGGGCGAGUAUGGCGAGGAAUGGGCCCGAGACCUUCGGGUCCAAUUCGAAGGCUUGUUGCGUGACAAGCGUAUGAAUGAUCUCCGUGCCUCAUCGCGACAAGGCUCUCCGAGCUCGGGAGAGCAGUCUCCCCGUAUGCGAGGCUCUCCGUUCCCCAGCGAUAGCCGACCCUCGACAUCACAAGGGCCUGGUCUUCCCUCUUACUCCGCCCUGCGACAUCUCCCCAAGAUCCCUACACCUCCCGCCGCCGGUGAUCGCGAUUCUCAAAAAUUCAGAAACCUCCUCAUAAGCUUAUCAUUAACACCAACCAAAUACGAGAACCCCGGUCUGUUGGACGAGGCAUUGCAAACCAUCCCAUUAGAUCGUAUCUAUGGCGAGGCCGAGGAAGAGACUCAGGUCUUGCAAGCUCAGGCUGAGAGUAUGGGUGAUGGACGACGACCCGAAUGGGGUUACCAAGACUGUGUUAUCCGGGCAUUAUUAAGAUGGUUUAAGCGAUCGUUCUUUAGCUGGGUCAACAACCCACCCUGCCCCGUCUGCUUAUCUCCCACCAUCGCCCGAGGCAUGACUGCUCCUUCACCUGAAGAGAGUGCUUGCGGCGCCCUUCGUGUCGAAUUGUAUCAAUGCUCUGCUCAACAUUGUGGUGCUUUCGAGCGCUUCCCUCGUUACGGCGAUGUCUGGCGGUUAUUACAAACCCGACGAGGACGUGUUGGCGAAUGGGCCAACUGCUUUAGCAUGCUUUGCCGAGCUGUCGGAGGCCGUGUUCGCUGGGUCUGGAACGCUGAGGACCAUGUCUGGACUGAGGUGUAUUCAGACCACCAAAAGCGAUGGGUUCAUGUGGAUGCUUGUGAGGAAGCAUGGGAUAACCCUCGCCUCUAUGCUGAGGGUUGGGGCAAGAAGAUGUCCUACUGCAUCGCAUUCUCCAUUGAUGGAGCUACUGAUGUCACUCGACGAUACGUGCGCAAGAAUCAGCAUGCUGCUGAGCGUAACCGAUGCCCCGAAGAGGUUCUUCUCUACGUUAUGCAAGAGAUUAAGAACAUGCGUCGAUCCAACAUGAACAAGGACGAGCGAUUCCGAUUGGAGAAGGAAGACAGCCGGGAAGACAACGAACUCCGAGGCUACGUCGUGGCCUCAAUUGCACAGGCCGUAACUGACUUGGUUCCUGGAUCCCCUGGCGGAUCAAACCACACUGGCGCAAGCGGAAGCGAUACCAAGUUGCCUGCUGAGCAACCUGGUCGACAAACUGGCUCUACAGAAUGGUUGACUGCCCAGCAGCAACAAUCUGGUCGAUAUCAACAGCCUCGCGAUCCCAGCCACCGACGCCCAUUGCCUUGAAAGCCGCGCGCACAUACAGUGCGACACUUUCCUAGGCAUCGCGUCAGAGCUGCGUGAACGUUGACACUUGUUUGAUGACAACCAUAGUCAUAUGAUAUCCCCCCGGGCCAAACACAAUAAUACCCGCGCCCGUGGUUUAGUACGAUGAACAACCGAUACCUCGAUGACAGUACCACGGCCCUCAACCAUACGACCUCCAUGAUACUAUCACUUCGAUGACCUUACGGCCACACACAAAUAUUCCCUUCAUGUCUAAUACUAUACACCUUUGACAGCCAUAGCAUAGACUCGGCGUUGAACCAUUUCAAAGAGGCUGCCGUCUUUGCGGCAUCGCCUGUACCUACUACAUCAACCUGCCUUUCGAUUUCUUUUGUUAUUCUUCUUUGUAUAGGGGGCGCAUUACGGCGGGGCAUCUAUGUUCCCUCAGGAGAGCAGGGGCGGGUUCAGUCCCUUGUUUCGGGGCGUUUGGCUAUGUUUCUUUUUGGGCUAUCAUGAGCGGUAUGAAGCCAGUCAAAAGAGAUGGAUCGGUGGAUGGAGAAGAUAGGAUAAAUCAAUGCCAAAGAGCAGUUCCUUUCUAAGUUGACGUCUUUGUCGAAUUGUGAAUCGUAGUUCAGUGCACAGUGACUGAAGUUGUAUGUAGCAACCCCAUGAAAGAAUUCACCAAUCAUCUCUCU